GAAUUCGGGCUCCGGAAUUCAAACGGUUCUACACGCUUGUGCUAUCUCCGGCAAGGACUCGUGUAUAUAGAGGAAAUUACAGAUAAUCACAGCCAAACUACACGAAGUAUCCUUGUGCACUCGUCUUGGAUGUCUCGAGAAAAGAAGACUCCUCCUUUACGUUCCGUAUGUAUGUACAUCCGCGCUUGCCUGUAGGUUUGCGAUAAAUAAAUUGCGUGACUUUUAGGUGUGGCGUUAAUUGUUGAAACGACAAAACUCGUAAUCACGCAUCGAUAGAUAUUCGCAUUACGCACUCGUCGUUUCCAGAUCGAAUACCAGUCCGGAAAGUGCAACGGACCCCGGUGAUGUCAUAGCAAUUCCAUCAAAACGUCAUGUUUAAAUUCCGGUCGCACACACAGGAGCCACGGCGGAGCAGAUGAUUGAGAUUACUCACGGCGUAUGCGGGUGUACGUGCGCAUGUGCGUGUGUGCGAUUCUCGUCGACGACGUCGACGACUCUCCGACUCUCCACCAAGCGCCGAGAGGCACACCCUCUCUCGGAGCGUCGCGAAACGUUAGUAAGAGAAAUUGUUAUUCCUAUAAUCGACAUUCCUAUCCCAUAAUUUGUAAUUGUUGCACAAUGACGCGAAACGAAUCGUGAAGUAAUAUUUAUUUUGGAGAGAUAUAUGGUAUUUUUAUUUCCAUAUCAGAAGCUUAUCUUUAUUAUCGCAGGGAAGGCAGUGGUCAUUUAAUUUAUUGCGCAAUAGAUAAGAAUACAAUAAUUCACACGACACUUUGGGAUCUUACAAGCAUCUUUUUUACAUGUUUUAUCUUCUGUGAAUCAAUUCCUCUGUCUGUGUUUCAGAACGAAGUAUCUGUGAUAUCUUUAUCUCGAUAACAGCAGCUUAUCUUUAUCAAAACGCUUGAACGAGAGAUAAUAAUCAUUCUGCGAUCGUGCGAUGAAAGAAUAAGAUAAUGCAACAAGAUAACCUUGAGAUUUGAAAGUUUUACGUCAGACUUUUAUUCGAAUACUACAGAGAAUGUCGAUCAAUGCGCUGUUUUUAACUUUAACAAUAAUAGAUUCUUAUAAAUUCUUAGAAAUUGUUUGGCACGCCUUGACGUUUCAAGUAUUAUAAAAAAAAAAUUUAAUUUCAAGGUGGAAAAAAGUUAAAAGGCGCUCUGUCGACGUAUAUUGAGAAAGGUACAACGAAUGGAAUGCAAGGCGACGGUAACCAUAGAAAUUGAAAAGUGUGGUGCCCACGAUUCGCCGUUGCUCCGAGAAAUCAUCGAGCUCAUCGAGCUUUUCAAAAAAUUCGUUAUAUCCCGCACGAAGAGAACUCCCGAAGUAGAAUGCGCGUAUGCUAUCAACUUGCACGAUUGCCGGAUAAAAAUAGCGGAUACUUUGGCGGAACUUGAAGCUUUACAGGAGACGUCUGAUGAACAGAACUCGAGUUCCGAAAUCUUUCUGAGAGAUAUUGUUACCUGCAUAAACGACGAGGAAGAGAUAAUGCGAAGCAUUAAGAAAACGUCAGAAAUAGAGAUACCAAGAGAAAUAGAAGAAUCAACGCGAGAGAUGCUGAUUGUAAAGGAACGAGAGAAGAUGCGAAAGAAAAUAUUAUGGUCUGAAAUAGAUUUGGCAAAGCAUAAAUUGCACGACGUUAUAAAAAUUAAUGCAGCGACCGAAAAGAAGCUUUUUGAUCUGUGUGCAAAAGUUGAGCAAGAGUAUGUUGUUGUUCUUGCUAAAUAUGACUGCGACGUUGGUAUGCUCCAUGCGUUGACAGAAGAACUAUCAAAAGAUAACGAAGUUAUUAAAGCAGAAAUUAAAGAAAUGGAGGAUCAACUGACCUUGCAACGGGAGUUGUACAUUCAAUUUAAGAAGAAGCGAGAAAUUGCUCUGAUAAAAGCUUUCAAUGAAAAAUUGGAGUUCUUUAAGCAUAAUCGAGCAACUAGAGUUAUUCAAAAAGCAUGGAGAGCGUACUUUGAACGUAUUUCGUUAAAGAAACGACGAAAAACAAAGAGAAAAUAAUUUAUUGAAUUUCCAUUAGCUUCACUUUUAAAGAGAUAAUACUAGUAUUUGGCAAUAUAUAUGCAAUUUUUGCAUGACAAAGUGAAGAUGUAACAUCAAAAAUAAUUUUUUUAUGGAUAUGCUAAGAUAAUCUGUUACCUAUAAUGAGAAAGCUAGAUUAGAGGAAAAAACAAAUGA
Solenopsis invicta (red fire ant) is the source of this 2181-nucleotide messenger RNA. RefSeq names its product protein CASP. NCBI's taxonomy places the organism in Eukaryota, Metazoa, Arthropoda, Insecta, Hymenoptera, Formicidae. Gene Ontology annotation, molecular function: protein binding. The transcript is spliced from 6 exons. The record is from RefSeq and is a predicted model, not a curated record. The coding region runs from base 1189 to 2004 and encodes 271 amino acids.